UAUAUAUUUUAGCUUUUCCCCACAUAUCUCCCGGCCUCCAACUCUCUAACUCUCCCACUCUCGGUCUAUCAUCUCAAGAACUAAGCAUGGAAGACCAGACGUUCGAUUAUGAAAGUCUUGCGUUCACAAAGUUGUCUCACUCUCAGUGGACUGAUUACUUCCUCUCUGUUCCCAUUGAUGAUUCGGAACUAGAUGUUCUUACAAGAGAGAUUGACACGCUCAAGCCUGAAGUUAGGGAGAUCCUAUCUUCGCAAGGUGAAGAUGAGACAUCAAUGAGGAAAGUGCUGUUGAUCCAAUUGCUUCUUAGCCUUGGUCUUGCAUUUCAUUUUCAUAAUGAGAUCAACGAUAUACUCGAACAUGUUUUUCGAAGAAUAGAUGAUAUAACUGGUGAUGAAAAGGACUUGUCUACAAUCUCCAUCAUGUUCCACGUUUUUAGAACAUACGGAUACAAUGUGUCAUCCGAUAUAUUCAAAAGAUUUACAGGGGAUGAUGGAAAGUUUGAGCAGUCUCUUAAGGGAGAUGCCAAAGGUAUAUUGAGCUUGUAUGAAGCCGCUCACUUGGGAACAACAACAGAUUAUAUAUUGGAGGAGGCAUUGAGGUUCACAUCGAGCCACUUAAAGUCUUUAUUGGCAGGUGGGGCAUGUCGGCGUCAUUUCCUAAGGCUUAUAAGGAACACACUUUAUUUACCUCAGCGGUGGAACAUGGAAGCAGUAAUUGCAAGGGAAUACAUUUCGUUUUACGAACAAGAAGAAGAUCACGACAAGAUGUUACUUAAAUUAGCCAAACUCAGUUUCAAGUCAUUGCAACUGCAUUACAUUAAAGAACUAAAAACCUUUAUCAAAUGGUGGAUGGAGCUAGACCUUACUUCUAAGUGGCCAAGUCAAUUUAGAGAGAGGAUCGUGGAGGCGUGGCUCGCAGGAUUGAUGAUGUAUUACGAACCACAAUUUUCAGAUGGGAGGGUAAUUGCCGCUAAGUUCAACUACCUUCUUACAAUUUUAGAUGAUGCUUGCGAUCAUUAUUUCUCUAUUCCUGAGCUUACAAGACUCGUAGAUUGUGUGGAAAGAUGGAGUCCUGAUGGCGUUGACACACUAGAAGGUAUAUCACGAAUUGUCUUCAAACUUAUGUUGGAUGUUUUCGAUGAUAUCGAAACAGGAGUGAGAUCUAAAGGAAGUUCCUACCACUUGAGAGAAAUGUUAGAUGAGCUCAAGACACUUGUGAGAGCAAAUCUUGAUCUUGUCAAAUGGGCACGAGGAAUUCAGGUGCCUAGCUUUGAAGAACAUGUAGAGGUUGGUGGAAUAGCACUUACCACAUAUGCAACGUUAAUGUAUUCUUUUGUUGGAAUGGGAGAGACUGUUGGGAAGGAAGCUUAUGCGUGGGUAAGAGCGAGACCAAGACUAAUCAAAUCUCUAGCUGCUAAAGGUCGUCUAAUGGACGAUAUGACUGAUUUUGAGAACGACAUGAGUAAUGGUUUUGCUGCGAAUGCGAUCAACUAUUAUAUGAAGGAAUGUUUAGUUACCAAGGAAGAGGCUAUUCUAGAUUGUCAAAGAAUGAUCUGGGACAUCAAUAAGACCAUAAAUGAGGAACUACUUAAGACAUCCGACAUGCCACGUCGAGUUCUCAAGCAAGCACACAAUUUUGGACGUUUAUUGGAACUCCUCUACACCAAGUCCGAUGAUAUAUACAAUUGUAGAGACGGAAAACUCAAGGAGUAUAUGGUAACUCUGCUCAUAGAUCCAAUACGUCUUUGAAGACUUUAAAUUACAUGUCUUAUGAUUUAAGAAGAUGGUUUUUCAUGUUGGUUACUGUCGGAUAACAUCAUCUUAGAGAUGUAUUACAAUAAAGAAGUUAUGACAACAAUAGACUAUUUUAUAUCAAAUUUGUUCAUUAUUUUAAUUCUUCACCGAAUAUUGUAUUAACAUUUACAACAUCCAGUGGAGUAGCAGUCAAACGGAGCUGAAAACGUUCAAUACAAGAUCAAAAGAGUUUAAAAUAUUGGUGAACAUGCACCAAGUUCUUUGUGAGUCUUUAACCCUCUGAUUCAACACUAUCUUGCAGAUUGUUAGUUUCCGAUGCACUGAUACCAAUGACAAAGCCGAUCGAAGAUGUCACAAUCCCACCAUAUGCAAAUGAAGACGAGCAAAACAAGGUGAAGGCAUGAGCGGGCAACAAAAUUACGUACAUCUAAAGAAGAAGCAACAAAACCAAACGACAGCAUAACCGUAGGUUAUUCUUAUUAGGUGCAUAAAACGUUAAUUGAGUUGGUUUAUUCAUGUCUACAAAAAGUAAACACUUGUACUCAUUUGACGAACUAAUUAGAAAGUAAUUUACAGAAAGUAAAUAGUUCUCUGUCUCUCUCUCUUUAUCUGUCAGUUUUAACAUUAAGACUAUAUACAAAAUCUU
Camelina sativa (false flax) is the source of this 2400-nucleotide messenger RNA. Its product is annotated as (Z)-gamma-bisabolene synthase 1. The record is from RefSeq and is a predicted model, not a curated record. Gene Ontology annotation, biological process: diterpenoid biosynthetic process. Gene Ontology annotation, molecular function: magnesium ion binding; terpene synthase activity. NCBI's taxonomy places the organism in Eukaryota, Viridiplantae, Streptophyta, Magnoliopsida, Brassicales, Brassicaceae.